AUGCAGUAUCUAGUCAAGUCACUUAAAGCCGAUGAUGCCAGUCUCCCUGCCCCGCCGACUGCCCCAGUCCUCAGCUCUUCGGCUUCCUCCUGCUCCCGGAACUCGCGGGCCUGCCCCGGGCCGCCUGGCUUUGCACUCCGCACACUGCAGCGCCCGGCCGCGGCCGCACCCGCCGGCCCCAUGAGGAGGGACGUGAACGGAGUGACCAAGAGCAGGUUUGAGAUGUUCUCAAACAGUGAUGAAGCUGUAAUCAAUAAAAAACUUCCCAAAGAACUUCUAUUACGAAUAUUUUCUUUCCUGGAUGUUGUUACCUUGUGUCGCUGUGCUCAGGUCUCCAGGGCUUGGAAUGUUCUGGCUCUGGAUGGUAGUAACUGGCAGCGAAUUGACCUGUUUGAUUUCCAGAGGGAUAUUGAGGGUCGGGUAGUGGAGAAUAUUUCAAAAAGAUGUGGGGGAUUUUUACGAAAGUUGAGUCUUCGCGGUUGUCUUGGAGUAGGAGACAAUGCACUAAGGACCUUUGCACAGAACUGUAGGAAUAUUGAAGUACUGAAUCUAAAUGGUUGUACAAAGACUACAGAUGCUACAUGUACUAGCCUUAGCAAGUUCUGUUCCAAACUGAGGCACCUUGACUUGGCUUCCUGUACAUCAAUAACAAACAUGUCUCUGAAAGCACUGAGUGAGGGAUGUCCACUGUUGGAGCAAUUGAACAUUUCCUGGUGUGACCAAGUAACCAAGGAUGGUAUCCAAGCACUAGUAAGAGGCUGUGGGGGUCUCAAGGCCUUAUUCUUAAAAGGCUGUACACAGCUAGAAGAUGAAGCUCUCAAAUACAUAGGUGCCCACUGUCCUGAACUGGUGACUCUGAACUUGCAAACUUGCUUACAAAUCACAGAUGAAGGUCUAAUUACCAUAUGUAGAGGGUGCCAUAAGUUGCAGUCCCUCUGUGCCUCCGGCUGCUCCAACAUCACAGAUGCUAUCCUGAAUGCCCUAGGUCAGAAUUGCCCACGACUUAGAAUAUUAGAAGUGGCCAGGUGUUCACAAUUAACAGAUGUAGGCUUUACCACUCUGGCCAGGAAUUGUCAUGAACUUGAAAAAAUGGACCUUGAAGAGUGUGUUCAGAUAACAGAUAGCACAUUAAUUCAGCUUUCUAUACACUGUCCUCGACUUCAAGUGUUGAGUCUGUCUCACUGUGAGCUGAUCACAGAUGAUGGAAUUCGUCACCUGGGGAAUGGGGCCUGUGCCCAUGACCAAUUGGAGGUGAUUGAACUGGACAACUGCCCACUAAUCACAGAUGCAUCCCUGGAGCACUUGAAAAGCUGCCACAGCCUUGAGCGAAUAGAACUUUAUGACUGCCAGCAAAUCACACGGGCUGGAAUCAAGAGACUCAGGACCCAUUUACCUAAUAUUAAAGUCCAUGCCUACUUCGCACCUGUCACUCCACCCCCAUCAGUAGGGGGCAGCAGGCAGCGCUUCUGCAGAUGCUGCAUUAUCCUAUGACAAUGGAGGUGGUCAGCCUUGGUGAACUGAAUAUUUAAUGACACUUCAGAAUUACCAUGGAGUCUCCAGUGGAAGCAACCCCAGUGUUCUGGGCAAGGGUUACAAAGUGAGGGCAGCGUCCAGAUCUGCAGAGCCACACCUUCACAUGCAUACCCACCCUCACCCCUGCCCACUCUUGCUCUAUGACCAAGGGACUGAAAUCUCUGCUGGCUUUAUCAGGUGGAUUGGUAAAAACAUAACCCUUCCUGUUGGGCAUGCCCAGAAGAAAAACACAGGCAAGGGAAUGGGAAUGGGGUAUUCCAGCACCCAGUGUUACUGCAACGGUGGUUUCAUUUUGCUAGGGGGUUCUUUUGGCGUUUUUGGAUCAGCAACUGCAGCCAUCCAGAAUCAAGGAAAACAUAGAAAAACAGUAUAUAUUGUAUCCAGGGACCAGAAAGAAAAUUUCUUUGCAUCCUGUACAUGGUAGCCAUCAAUUGUGAGAUGACUACAGAGCUUCUGUGCGUCUUUAUUCCCAUGCCAACAUACUGAGCAUGCUCAUAGAGAAGGUUUGUCCAGUCCUCCUGUGUUUUUGUAUUUGGCCCAGAGGUUUCUUGAAUGGUUGCAUUGAAAUCACUGUGGUCCAAAUGUGAUUAAUUAUUCACUCAAAUUGUCACUCUCCUGUAGCACGUCUGUGCACCUUUCCUUCUCUGUUGCUCCUUCCUGCACUUUUGCUCAGUCUGGUAUCUGUUCAUAGUCUGCUUACUCACACUUAGUUGUUAUUCCUUUGCUGUUGUUGUGUUUACAGUUUGCAUUUUGGAUGAUUAGUUGGGGUCACCAAACAUUUUUUUAAAAGACAUUAUCAAUAAAUAUUUUUUUAAUUCUAAAUUUUACCAUUAGGGACCCUGCCUGAAUCUUUGCCACUCUGAAGGGAAAUGUAAGUAGGAAGUUAGGAGAACUGAGCUAAAACUAUUGAUGGAAACAAACUUUGUCUUUUAGUUUCUGUUAUAUAUUGUGAUAUAUGAUAAUCUGCAUGAUAUGCCAAAUAUCCCCCCGUGCAUAUUGUCCUCCCAUCAAAUUCUACUAACUUUAUAAAAGAAAAGUGCAUUAUUAGUAAAGAGCCCAACGGCACAUCCAGAACUGAGACUGAAAGCUCCCACAACCCGAGCUUAGACGUGUAUGUUCAUUGAAAUCUAGGUGUUAUCAUUGGCGUCUCUGAUUUUUGUCAGGGGUUGUUUUGCUUUUGCAGGCACAGGAGCACCCCUGGAGGAGCAGUGCUGUCUAGCUAGUUUUUCUUUUUAAUCCCAUUUCAUCCUACCAGGGAAUCAAAAAAUGACCUUAUAACAGCUGGUCAGCUAUAUGUCAGUUUCAGUAGCAUAUCUUAUGUUGGAGCCUCAAAGGACCAGGACCUUUUUUAAAAAAACUCGGCCUUACCUCUCUUGUGCUCCAUGCAUUCAGUGAGUGAAAUACAGGACUAGCCAAAGGAAAUAGAGAGUUUAGGGUAUUCAAUACCUAUGACUCAGUUAAAGAAGCUCGUCACUCUAACUUCCUCUUUAAAAAUUUUUUUAAAAAGCCAUGGAGGAUGAGAAAAACAAUUUCUAAAAUACAACAAGUAGAUUUCUAAAUUCUAUAGUUAGAAAUCUUGUAUGACUUUCAAUAGGACGACCUUUCUCCUCUCCCUUUUUUUUUUUAAUUGGUUUGGCAGAUAAGUCAUGAUGCAUUUUUUUGCAUAGACAACCCAAUAGGAUACAAAUAUGCAGUCCACCUUGAUCCUAGAUCAUAUUCUGCAUGAUCAGGCAGCUAUAAAGCUUACAAGUGUUGGUUUUACCAGCAUAUGUAAGUAUAAAGUAUAAUACAUUUCUUCAUAAGCGAUUAGAUGAAAAAGUCAUAGAAAUCUGUAGUACUCACCAAUAAUUUGCAUGUUGACAUUAUUUUAAACUGUUAUUAUGUUCCUUCAAAAGCUGAAUUUACUUGUAUUUUUUUUUAUUCUUUUAGCAUACAAGUACAAGGAAUGUACUUUUAAAAGUGAAACAGUCUGACUCUCCUGGCUAUUGCCCACACUAACACUCUCUCUCUUUCUCUCUUCCUUCCUCCCUACCCUUCUCUUACUUAUUUCUAGAUGUAGUUGAUAAUAUUCAGGUCACUCAUUCAAACAAAAGUCAAAGAUUCUGUAGUUAUCGGCUCUAAAAAUACAAUGGGGUUUGUAUGUGUGUGCACACCUGAACAAAUUUUAUUGACUGCCCAAACCCUGACUGACUGGUUGGUAUGCAUUUUAAUGAGUUCUAAUUACCCAGAAGUAGCAUGAGUGCGUGUUUUAAAGACCCUAUUCACCAGUACAUGGAUAACUUUGAAAUACUGUUGCUGCUUCUUCACUCAAAAGAGUGAACCCACAUGCACGUCCAUGCCAACUUGCUCAGGCUGUCAAUCACUGCCUCUCUGGGUCAAGAACAGAGUCCAGUGAGAGAAAAAGGGGCCCCAGAGUGUGCAUCACUGGCUUGUAUGUGAUUAGGUCUUGGUCCUUUCUCAAGAAAACUUCAAGUCCAUCAAAUUUGGAAGGAAGUAUUUUUUAUGCCAAUCUACAGUCCUCAUCAUUGCUGAAUGUACCAGGACUUGGAGGACCCCAUAACAUGGUAAGUUUAGUUCAGGUAGGAAAGAGUCCUGACAUCUGAACUUACUGCCUUUUUGUCUCAACAUCAGUAACACUUCUGAAAGUCCAUUGAGGCUCAUGGAUAUAGGGAAAACUUCUCUUAGGUAAAAAAUAUUUUGCUAUGUAUGUAUCAAUUUCUCUUGCAUCCUCUGCAUUGGCCCACAUAAAGUGAUUCUGACUUUUUUUUGUAUUCUUUUGUCAUUGACAUCCUGUUUUCUUCCCACAUCUGUCCUUGCCCUUAACUUUAAAGCCCCCAUCUCACUUUCAAUGAUGCUGCUGAUUUAUUCUUACAUAGCUCCAGUCUAGCUUUCUCUUUGGAUUCUUGUCCUGAUCUAGGCAAACGAGGUUGGGUGAACUUGAAUUUCGUAACUGUCCCAUGACUCAGGCCAACUGUCACUGUGUAGUCUUUAAUGUUUCUUACUUAAUUUGAACUGAUUUGGAAAGAAAUCAAACUGUUGGAUAUUAGGAGUAAGGGGAUUUACCUUUUUCCCCCCCACAGUUUUAGAAUAUGAAAACAUAGGAUGUUUUAUUUUUAAAUGUCUUCUGCUCUUUGGUGGAUAUAAAAGUAAUUCUUAAAUGAUUUUUGUAUAUUUUCAGUCUGAUGUCCACAUUCAUGGUAGAUUUAGCAAAUAAAAGAAAAAGUUAUGCAUUUUUUUGACAUCACACAUGUUAGAGGGAAAUCUGUUAAGUAUUUCUGUGAUGUUUUAUUUUGGGCUUUCCAUACUGAACCAUUCAACUGAUGCUAUAGCAGUCAAGUUAUUGUAUUAUUUCAUUUGUUUUGUAGAAUGCAUUGUUACAGCUUGAUAGCUCAUGAGGAGUUAAAGUAUGCAGUGGAACUUGUUUAGUUUGAAACUGUUAAAAAGAAAUGUGAGCAUGUCACUGGAAAUAAGAGGGUGGUUCCUUUGGGCUAUAUACCUAAGUGACUUGUUGCGGGAGGGUGAACACUUGUGAGUCAUAUCCCAUCUUUAUUCGUUUAAUGCUUGUGCUGAUAAUCAUAGAUUGUUCACAAUGGUUACCACCAAUGAUAGGAAGAAUUUAAUGGAAUUUUGUCUGGUCUGCCUUUUCCCUCCUUAUAUACAUUUUAAAUUUUUUCUUUAUUAUUGGGGGAUUAAUGGUUUACAGUAAAUUAUGUACAUAUUUUAAAAGAUUUGAUCCUUGUGAGUACUGGCUGACAUACUUAGUAUUGUGCUAUAAAAGAUUAUCUGCCCACCAAUCCAUUUAUGAAAAAGAGAGGAAGAGAGAACCAGUUCAUCACUCUGACAUGUGCAUUGCCAGGCAUCACUGAAACCCAUGCUUGGGAAAUCCACAACUUUAUGCAUUAUGCCUCUUACCAGGCCACUGUCCUAGGACCUUUAACUACAUCAAACCCAGGCAGUAUGAAUUUGCCACAUCUUGUUUGAGAAGAAUCAUGGGAUAUUUGAUUGGAGUUCUUAAGGCAGAAUCCUCCUUCUUCUGAUGAUCUUGGCACAAAGAACUCUAAGGCAGUAGGAAGGUGAGGGGAAAUACAGUCUUAAACGUGUGUGUGUGUGUGUGUGUGUGUGUGUGUGUGUGUGUGUGUGUGUGUGUGUGUGUGUGUGUGUUAGAA
Messenger RNA from Erinaceus europaeus (western European hedgehog), 5699 nucleotides. It is a transcript of the gene FBXL20, whose product is annotated as F-box and leucine rich repeat protein 20. Gene Ontology annotation, biological process: SCF-dependent proteasomal ubiquitin-dependent protein catabolic process. Gene Ontology annotation, cellular component: SCF ubiquitin ligase complex. Gene Ontology annotation, molecular function: protein binding. The record is from RefSeq and is a predicted model, not a curated record. The coding region runs from base 1 to 1491 and encodes 496 amino acids. The transcript is spliced from 17 exons. Lineage: Eukaryota; Metazoa; Chordata; Mammalia; Eulipotyphla; Erinaceidae.